GGGAACUCCCGGCCUCGUUGUUCGCUGGUACCGCCUUCUGACUUCCGGUAUUGCUGCGCUCUGUAGGGCCAAUCGGGAGCCUGGAAUUGCUUUCUUGGAGCUCUGAUUGGUGCAUUCGACUAGGCUGCCUGGGUUCAAAAUUUCAACGAUACUGAAUGAGUCCCGCGGCGGGUUGGCUGGCGCUUCGUUGUCAGAACUGAGGAGAGGCUAGGUGAGCCGUGGGAAGAAAAGAGGGAGCAGCUGGGGCGCGGGUCUCCCUCCUCCCGGAGUUUGGAAUGGCUGAAGUUCACCUUCCAGCUCCUAGCGCAGUUCGCGCGGGUAGGCCUGGCUUCUGAGGCGGUUGCGGUGCUCGGUCGCCGCCUAGGCGGGGCAGGGUGCGAGCGGGGGCUUCGGGCCACCCUUCUCUUGGCGACAGGAUUUUGCUCUGAAGUCCGUCCGGGAAACUGGGGGGAAAAGGAGUUGCGGGAGGCUAUCGUCUAAUAAAGGUUCUUGAUACAUAUUUGCCAGACUUCAAGAUUUAAGAAAAGGGGUGAAAGAGAAGAUUGCAACUUUCAGUCAGGCCUGUAGGCCUGAUAGACUGAUUAAACCACAGAAGGUGACCUGCUGAGAAGAGUGGUACAAAUACUGGGAAAAACCUGCUCUUCUGCACUAAGUGGGAGACAAUGUCACAAGUUAAAAGCUCUUAUUCCUAUGAUGCCCCCUCGGACUUCAUCAAUUUUUCAUCCUUGGAUGAUGAAGGCGAUACUCAAAACGUAGAUUCAUGGUUUGAGGAGAAGGCCAAUUUGGAGAAUAAGUUACUGGGGAAGAAUGGAACUGGAGGGCUUUUUCAGGGCAAAACUCCUUUGAGAAAGGCUAAUCUUCAGCAAGCUAUUGUCACACCUUUGAAACCAGUUGACAACACUUACUACAAAGAGGCAGAAAAAGAAAAUCUUGUGGAACAAUCCAUUCUGUCAAACGCUUGUUCUUCCCUGGAAGUUGAGGCAGCCAUAUCAAGAAAAACUCCUGCCCAGCCUCAGAGAAGAUCUCUUAGGCUUUCUGCUCAGAAGGAUUUGGAACAGAAAGAAAAGCAUCAUGUAAAAAUGAAAGCCAAGAGAUGUGCCACUCCUGUAAUCAUCGAUGAAAUUCUACCUUCUAAGAAAAUGAAAGUUUCUAACAACAAAAAGAAGCCAGAGGAAGAAGGCAGUGCUCAAGAUACUUCUGAAAAGAAUGAAUCUUCCCCAGAGAAAGCCAAGGGUAGACAUACUGUGCCUUGUAUGCCACCCAUAAAGGCCAACGCUCUAGGUCCUUCAUCUCCUGCCCGAGUGACUAAGGGAUGUACCAUUGUUAAGCCUUUCAACCUGUCCCAAGGAAAGAAAAGAACAUAUGAUGAAACAGUUUCUACAUAUGUGCCCCUUGCACAGCAGGUUGAAGACUUCCAUAAGCGAACCCCUAACAGAUAUCAUUUGAGGAGCAAGAAGGAUGAUAUUAACCUGUUACCCUCCAAAUCUUCUGUGACCAAGAUUUGCAGAGACCCACAGACUCCUGUACUGCAAACCAGACACCGUGCACGGCCUGUGACCUGCAAAAGUGCAGCAGAGCUGGAGGCUGAGGAGUUCGAGAAACUGCAACAAUACAAAUUCAAAGCACGUGAACUUGAUCCCAGAAUACUUGAAGGUGGGCCCAUCUUGCCUAAGAAACCACCUGUGAAACCACCCACUGAGCCUAUUGGCUUUGAUUUGGAAAUUGAGAAAAGAAUCCAGGAGCGAGAAUCAAAGAAGAAAUCAGAGGAUGAACACUUUGAAUUUCAUUCCAGACCUUGCCCUACUAAGAUUUUGGAAGAUGUUGUGGGUGUUCCUGAAAAGAGGGUACUUCCAAUCACUGUCCCCAAGUCACCAGCCUUUGCAUUGAAGAACAGAAUUCGAAUGCCUACCAAAGAAGAUGAGGAAGAGGACGAACCAGUCUUGAUAAAAGCUCAACCUGUGCCACAUUAUGGGGUGCCUUUUAAGCCCCAAAUCCCAGAGGCAAGAACUGUGGAAAUAUGCCCUUUCUCCUUUGAUUCUCGAGACAAAGAGCGUCAGUUACAGAAGGAGAAGAAAAUAAAAGAACUGCAGAAAGGGGAGGUGCCCAAGUUCAAGGCACUUCCCUUGCCUCAUUUUGACACCAUUAAUCUGCCAGAGAAGAAGGUAAAGAAUGUGACCCAGAUUGAACCGUUCUGCUUGGAGACUGACAGAAGAGGUGCUCUGAAGGCACAAACUUGGAAGCACCAGCUGGAAGAAGAACUGAAACAGCAGAAAGAAGCAGCUUGCUUCAAGGCUCGUCCAAACACCGUCAUCUCUCAGGAGCCCUUUGUUCCCAAAAAAGAGAAGAAAUCAGUUGCUGAGGGCCUUUCUGGUUCUCUAGUUCAGGAACCUUUUCAGCUGGCUACUGAGAAGAGAGCCAAGGAGCGGCAGGAGCUGGAGAAGAGAAUGGCUGAGGUAGAAGCCCAGAAAGCCCAGCAGUUGGAGGAGGCCAGACAACAGGAGGAAGAGCAGAAAAAGGAGGAGCUGGCCAGGCUACGGAGAGAACUGGUGCAUAAGGCAAAUCCAAUACGCAAGUACCAGGGUCUGGAGAUAAAGUCAAGUGACCAGCCUCUGACUGUGCCUGUAUCUCCCAAAUUCUCCACUCGAUUCCACUGCUGAACUCAGCUGUGAGCUGCGGACACCGCCUGACAAUGGGACCUGCUCUUAAUAUCAAACCUGAGACCAUCUUGCUUUGUUACUGGGCAUGGAGAGAACCCAUUUCUCCAGACUUUUAGCUACCCAUGCCUGAGAAAGCAUACUUGACAACUGUGGACUCCAGUUUUGUUGAGAAUUGUUUUCUUUUUCAUUACUAAGGCUAAUGAGACAUAAUGCAUGUAUGUCUCGAUUAGACUCCAUGUAGUUACUUCCUGUAAACUAUCAGCUGGCCCUUUAUAUGGGUCUUCACUCUGAUUAGAAUUUAGUCUCUGUGUCAGCACAGUGUAAUCUCUAUUGCUAUUGUCCCUUACCAUUCUCCCCCUCCCCCCACUUUUUUUUUUUUUUUUUAAUUUUAACCAGAAAAUAAAGAUAGUUAAAUCCUAAGAUAAGGAUUAAGUCAUGGUUUAGAUGAGGAACAAUCAAUACAUCAGAUUCUGUCCUCUUCCCUGCAUACAGUGAAUUUAUAGUUAAGGAUCCCUUUGCUGUGAGGGUAGAAAACCUCACCAGCUGCACCAGUGAGGAAGAAGACUGCAUGGACUCAUGGGGAGCCUCACAGCAGCCAUGCAGCAGGCUCUGGGUGGGGCUGCCGUUAAGGCAUGUUCUCUCCUUAUUGGUGCUGAUAAGAACAGGGAACCAGUACAGUGUGCAUUUUAAGACCUAGCCUGGAAUAAAUGUUUUGUCUUCCCUCC
Molecule: messenger RNA, 3382 nt
Organism: Cercocebus atys (sooty mangabey)
Lineage: Eukaryota; Metazoa; Chordata; Mammalia; Primates; Cercopithecidae
Gene: TPX2
Product: TPX2, microtubule-associated
Exons: 18
Coding region: 663-2657 (664 amino acids)
Biological process (GO): activation of protein kinase activity; regulation of mitotic spindle organization
Cellular component (GO): microtubule; spindle
Source: RefSeq, a predicted model, not a curated record